AUGCAUACGUCGACUACUUUCCUAUCGCAAGGCGGUAAUUUUGCUUGUGAUGUUAUUCAGAUGAUACAACAACAUGAACUUGGUUCAAAGCGGCACAAUUGUUUAAACGAAUUAACCAUGCAAAGCAGACUUAUGACAGAUGAUGAAAAUAAGAAUGGUAAAAAAAGUGAUUGGUUCCGAUUAAAUUUGACAGGCCCUGUAAAGAACUUUUCUGGGACAUUAUGUCAGCUAACAUAUAUCACGACCCUGGUCAUCAAAAACAAUAACUUGGAGCGAUUGCCUGCAGAGCUUGGGAACUUAGUAAACCUUGUGAAUUUGGACGCUAGCUGUAACAGACUUCAUUCUCUUCCGUCGACUAUCGGUGACCUUACAGAGUUGCGUGCACUUAUUCUAAAUGAUAACAAAAUAGUCAAUUUACCGUCCGAAAUAGGCAGACUGCUUAAUUUACGCCAUUUCAAUUUAAAUGAUAAUCCAUUGAGUGCUGAAGUUAGUUCAAUGUAUGGUGAUGGUUCUGACUCGAAUAUCCGACGCAUGAUUCGCUAUUAUAUGGAUUAUUUUUAUCUUUACAGUUAGUUAACUAAUUUUGUAACUAAUUUCAUUCUCAUACUGCCAAACGCUAUCUUAUUAUUAUUUUUCUAUUGCUGUACUUUUAAUAUUCUAAGCAUAAUCGCUGUUAGUAUCGGUAAAUACCAUACUGUUUAAGAAUGCGUGUUUACAGCAAGGUUUGACAGUAACAGAAUGUAACUUAGCUAUUGUUUAGACGAGAUUGGGUUUGUGAAUAGUUAUUCUCUUUUGUCCCACCGUCUGAUUCUUCUAUCUCCCUCCUUUUCUUAUACAUGAAUUUGGCUACUACUUCUGUAUACUAAGUUACUAUUAAAAGUCAUUUCGAGAGAUUUCCUCUGUUUAUUGACUUUAUAUAUAUAUAAAGCCUGUGUCCACUAAGUAGUCUAUCCAUGAUCGUUAGAAGUACCGUUAUCUGACAAAUAGUGUCAGCUUACUAAUCAGUUUGGCAUUAUAUGCAUCACGUGAUUGAAACAUAGCUAAACUGAGGUUGUUUAUUAUCUUGCUGGUUAACUCUGUAUAAAGAUUUCAGGUAUAAGAGAGCUAACAUAGACGCUUAAGAGCUGUUAAAUUACCAUCAACAGAUGGGAAAACUAUAUUAUAUGAGCUCCUGUCAAGAUUGUUAUUUUAUGCGUUGUUACAAAUAACCUGUUCUAUAGAAUUUGUAACUUUUAAUUAGUAGACGCUUUUUCAUCAUUUAAACGUGAUAAAACAAAAUAUUAAUUACAGGUUACAAGAGUGUUUUACCUGGAAUCAUUCCACGGCUGUUUAUAACUACCUAACUUUUAGUGUGUAUUUAAAACAUAUCAGUUAGUGAUGGGAACUUUUCAGAUUAGUUGUUUUCAUCAAUAAAACAGUAACUACAAGAAUGAUUAAAUGAAAUGGUUGAAUUUCUGCUGUUGUGUUACAUUGAUAGAUUCGUGUAAAACAUCAUAGCUUUUACCAGUGUCGUGUCGUAAGCUAUUCCUAGGUUUUCCAAAAAAUUUCUCCUGCAUUUGUUUUUUAUUUGAACGUCACUGAGCACUACCCUUUUCGUCCAUCCUAUAUAACCUUAUCGUGAGAACGUUAGUUUAACUGAUCUGAAUUGCUGUCUGUUUCAUUUUCUCUUUUUGGUUGGAUAGCAUGACUUGUUCUAGAUAUUUGUUUAUUGAAAGGUGGGACGGACAGAUGCUUAACGUAGAAAAACAAACAUAAGUCGACAGUUUCUCCCAUCGUUCCAUAGACUUUAUUUUCAUAUAAAAAUCGAUUAAUAUUGCAGUUUUCAAUUAUUUAUGGAUCGCAUUACGAUACCGUUAUUCUCUAAAUCACGUAAAUAUUCCAGUGGGAAAUCGCAAGCUUGUGGAUGAUGAAUAUUAUAGUCCCCAUUGUGGAUACAUAUUUAUUUUAUGUGAACACAUAAAUAUUGGUACAAA
Messenger RNA from Schistosoma rodhaini, 1973 nucleotides. NCBI's taxonomy places the organism in Eukaryota, Metazoa, Platyhelminthes, Trematoda, Strigeidida, Schistosomatidae. The record is from the annotation of a GenBank genome assembly.